Messenger RNA from Cryptomeria japonica (Japanese cedar), 620 nucleotides. Its product is annotated as histone H3.2. The transcript has a single exon. Gene Ontology annotation, cellular component: nucleosome. Bases 103 to 513 code for a protein of 136 amino acids. The record is from RefSeq and is a predicted model, not a curated record. Lineage: Eukaryota; Viridiplantae; Streptophyta; Pinopsida; Cupressales; Cupressaceae. Gene Ontology annotation, molecular function: DNA binding; structural constituent of chromatin; protein heterodimerization activity.
AAGUUGAAGCCUAUAUAAACACUCACUCCUCAGUUGUCCUGUCAUCUGCAUUUCAUCUUUGGAUUUUAAAGAUUAAUCUAGAGCUCUUUUUGAAACAGAGAGAUGGCAAGGACGAAGCAGACAGCAAGGAAAUCCACAGGAGGAAAGGCUCCUCGCAAGCAGCUGGCAACAAAGGCAGCUCGCAAGUCAGCACCAGCAACAGGCGGAGUGAAGAAGCCUCACAGAUUCAGGCCUGGAACAGUUGCUCUCCGAGAGAUCCGAAAAUACCAGAAGAGCACUGAGUUGCUCAUCAGAAAGAUGCCUUUUCAGCGCCUGGUUAGGGAGAUUGCACAGGAUUUCAAGACGGAUUUGAGGUUCCAGAGCUCUGCUGUGGCUGCACUGCAAGAGGCCUCCGAGGCGUACCUAGUAGGUCUCUUUGAGGACACUAAUCUCUGCGCCAUCCAUGCCAAGAGGGUUACUAUCAUGCCCAAGGAUAUUCAACUCGCCCGCCGUAUCAGAGGCGAAAGGGCCUAAUUUAUUCAAUCUUUCAUUCUCCUGCAUAUUUCUUUCUUUUUAAAGGUGUGUAUCCACACCACCGUUUUUUAGAGGAAAUUUGAUACUAGGGUUUCUUUUUUAAUAAA